CGCGCGCGCGACAGUGCAGCAACAUUGGGCGGUGAAGCCGCUCUCGGUCGCCAUUUCCGUUUCUGCCGCCGCUCGUGUGUUUGGAUGUGCGUUCGUGGAAGGUUCAGAAGCCGAAGAGCGCGGAAGCUAUUGCGCCCAGCGUGGUAAACGCCCCUGGUUUCAUUCCUUCACUUGCGGCCGACUGCAAGCCUUCAACCAUGAACUACGGCCGGGCACCGCCGCAGAUCGACGGCAUGACGUCGCUCAAAGUGGACAACCUCACUUACCGCACCACGCCGGAGGACCUGAAGCGGGUCUUCGAGAAGUACGGGGACGUCGGCGACGUCUACAUACCGCGGCAUCCGUACACGCGAGAAAGCCGUGGCUUCGCCUUUGUGCGAUUCUACGACAAGCGCGACUGCGAGGACGCCAUGGACUCGCUGGACGGAUACGUCCUGGACGGCCGCGAACUGCGCGUCCAAAUGGCGCGCUACGGGAGGCCGUCGGACCCGUACCGCCAGUCGUCCUCGCGAAAUGCCAGACAGAGCCGCCGUUCCCGUUCUAGGUCGAGGAGCCGUGGACGUCGAUCGAGGAGCCGGCGCCGUUCAGCGUCUAGAAGCCGUAGGCGUUCCAGGAGCCGGUCCCGGCAUCGCCGAUCAAGCUCCCGGUCUCGCAGGUCAAGGAGUCGGUCAAGGGAGCGUAAACGCUCCCGCAGCCGCUCUCGCAGGAGCCGAAGCCGGUCCCGGGAUCGUCGCAAGAGUCGCAGCAAGUCAAGGGAGAGGAGCCGCUCACGUAACCGCGAGGCUAAAAGGAGCCGUUCCAAGUCGAGAAACAGAAGCCACUCAAAAUCUAGAGAACGCAGUCGUUCUAAGGAGCACGGCGGAUCAAAGUCCAAGCGGCGCAGCCGCUCAAAAUCGAAGGGCCGUCGCAGCCGUUCCAGGUCAAACGACCGUAGCCGAUCCAAGUCUAAGGAAAGGAGCCGAUCCAAGACCAAGGAGUAUCGCUCUAAGUCCGAUGAGCGUGGUCACAGCAAGGAUCGCAGCCGAUCCAAGUCCAAGGAGAGGGGUGAGAGCAAGCGCAAGAGCCGAUCCACAUCCGCUGAUCGCGGCCAACGACAGAGUCGUUCCAAGUCCAAAGAGCGCAGCCGCUCCAAUUCCAGGGACCGCAGUCGUAGCCGCAGCCGGAGCCAUCAAGACGGCAACCAGCGGGACCGCAGCAGCCGCAGUCGAUCCCGCAACGGAGAUGCCCACAGCCCAUCGCAGAGCCCCCGAAAGAUGGCAGAGGAUAGGGCGGAUUCGAGGUCAAGGUCGCGCAGUCCAGGAGUAAAGCACAGUUCACCGCCUCCUGAUGCAGCAGAGUCCAACGGUGAUCGUGAGAUGCGUUCGCCUGAGCGAGACCGCCGCUCACGGUCCAAAUCGCAGGACUCCGACUGAGACAUGCCCUGAGGUGUGAAGGGCGUUGGUUAAAGGCGUUGGUGGCUCUGUCGAAACGCGGCGGACACCAAGUACGAGUUCCCGGCUGCGCUGUGUUCGGGCGGUGGUUUCCAGAGUGCGGGGACGUGUGCUGAAGCUUGCGUGCAACCCCCAACCCACUUGCUCAUCACCUCCAGGCUUUAUUCAUUUUUUUUUUUCAUCAGCCAUUUGCCUUCUCUCUACUAAAUUUUAACGACAAGGAUGUCUUUUUAGAGUAAUUGGCAGAUGUCUUGGACACAUGUAUUGAGCUAAAGCGUGCAUCUUUCAGGCAAAUCUUUAGGUUUUCAUUAUUCUUGAAAUGAAAGGAGUUCGAUUAGCCAUGGUGGCUUGGCUUAUAAGCAAAGCUUCCUGAAAUCGCUAGUAUCUCUAACUCUGAGCAGCCUUUUCUGAGUGUGUGCAAAGAGGUUUUUAAAAACAGACCUGGUAACUUGUAGAUUCUCUACACUGCAAGCUACCACCUAAAUAGCAGGCUGGUAUAAACUUUGUGAGAGCACACCAAUACUAUCACUAAUUGGCCCAUUGAAGUCUACUUUAUUUGUUGAAUGCCUGUUGUUUUAAUUGAACGACCAUUUCAAAGGUACUGCUUGAGCAGCGAAGCCUGGUUGUUCGAGGCAAGAGAUCGAGAAGGCCGAGCGAGCGGUUUGGGGGUCGGAAAGGGCGUUGGCGAUCCGGGCGAUUUCGGGCUCCUCGUGGAGGCAGUUUGCAGCCGGAGCAGUGGCAUGCUGUUUGGUGUGGUUCCGGCGUGUUGCUGAUUUGCAGCCUGUGCGAGAGAGAAAACGAAAAAAAUGCCGGCGUAAGUAGUUUUGAUCAAGAUGAUGGUGAGCCGAUUGUUCUUGACUGAGUCUUGCCACAGGCUGGGGCAUCUUCCUUCCUGAGGCGUGCGUGUCGUGUAGCGGCCCCGGCCGUAGUUCCGGCUGGCGUUCCAGCUUUGGCUCGUGCGAUACAGCGGUCCUGGCAUGCUUGCUGAACCUGUGGUGCCGAGUUCCGCGUGGUGGGGGCGUUUGCUGAAGGAGCUGUGUGGUUUGGUUCCACAGCUUUUUUUUUUUUUCUCUCUUCAUUUCUCCCUCUAGGUGCGGCAUCCCUGAAGACCAAAAGAAGCAUUUGAACAAGCAUUUGCACAGAGUAGAGUAUGCAGAAUGACUUGGCCUUUUUUUUUUUCUUUUGUCUGGCAUUCUUCACAAGUCUUGGCUCGAGCCAAGACAUGAAGUGCUACGAGCACUUCGCUUGUACAAGGGUAUGCCUGGAGUUACGGCAUUAAACGAAAAUGUUAAUUGUUCAGCUGCAUCUCAGAAUAAUGUGUUGACAUUGUUGCUGAGACAGGUCACAAUAUUGUUGUCACUUUGUGGGAAAUAUCUUAUCCGCAGGCAUCUCCUGCAGUGAUGCACAUUGUUUGAGGCUGGUAAACGGGAGCUCGAAUUUGAUUGCAUGUUGGCUUCAGAACUGCAGCACAGAUUUCGAACAGUUGACAAAAAGGAGAUGCAAAAGGCCUGGUAUAGUAAGUUUUAAAAAAUCAUUCCAUUGUAUACUCCGUUUAUAACCACCGUCUCAAAAAAUUAUUCAUUGUGCCUUUGAUAGCACGAAACUUAUUUGACUUACUGAUUGGUGCUUUUUUUUUUUUUAAAUUAUCUCUAACACUGACUGUACAGCAGGCCUCUGUUAUCUGCAUGCUCUGCUCUUGCGAGAAUUGAAUAAAUGUGUUCAUCCUUCAAA
Rhipicephalus microplus (southern cattle tick) is the source of this 3161-nucleotide messenger RNA. RefSeq lists its product as uncharacterized. NCBI's taxonomy places the organism in Eukaryota, Metazoa, Arthropoda, Arachnida, Ixodida, Ixodidae. The record is from RefSeq and is a predicted model, not a curated record. Gene Ontology annotation, molecular function: RNA binding.